CCCUGCCCCGCCCCUCUCCCGCCCACCCAACAUCCAGGCGCCCGAUUGGCUGCGCUGGGUACUGUCGGGUGGGCGGCGGCGCCAUGGCGGAUCGGUUAACGCAGCUGCAGGACGCGGUAAACUCGCUCGCAGACCAGUUCUGUAAUGCUAUUGGAGUGUUGCAGCAGUGUGGCCCCCCAGCCUCUUUCAGCAACAUUCAGACAGCAAUAAACAAAGAUCAGCCUGCUAAUCCAACAGAAGAGUAUGCCCAACUGUUCGCAGCAUUGAUUGCACGAACUGCAAAAGAUAUUGAUGUUCUAAUAGAUUCCCUGCCUAGUGAAGAAUCGACAGCAGCUCUGCAGGCUGCUAGCCUGUAUCGAUUAGAAGAAGAAAAUCAUGAAGCAGCUGCCCGUCUGGAAGAGGUAGUUUUUCGUGGGGAUAUGCUGCUGGAAAAAAUACAGAGUGCCCUGGCAGACAUAGCCCAGUCACAGCUGAAGACAAGAAGUGGUACGCACAGCCAGCCCCUGCCAGACUCAUAGCCCCCGGGGGCAGCGUGUCCCUGCGUAGCUGCCCUGCUGGCAGUCGUGCUGAAACAACCCUCUAUCCACUGGGAGCUGUGACACCCAGCCCAGCUCUUGUGGGACUCUCCUGUGCUCUGAUCGUCGGUAACAAUGUCUUUUAUAAAAGCUCAAACUGCAGUGUUUGUGUGAGAAAGGCUUUUACUCUGGAAUUGGUGGAUCUGUUCUAGAAUUGCAUGAAUUUUUAUAUAUGCUGCUUUGACUUAAAGUAUUAAUCUCUGAGCUUUAUUUUCUGUUCAUAAAUAUGUCUGCCUUCA
Molecule: messenger RNA, 814 nt
Organism: Falco peregrinus (peregrine falcon)
Lineage: Eukaryota; Metazoa; Chordata; Aves; Falconiformes; Falconidae
Gene: MED21
Product: mediator complex subunit 21
Exons: 4
Coding region: 84-518 (144 amino acids)
Biological process (GO): regulation of transcription by RNA polymerase II
Cellular component (GO): mediator complex
Molecular function (GO): transcription coregulator activity
Source: RefSeq, a predicted model, not a curated record